AGUUUUUAAGCAUUAUUUCUACCAUUCACAUUGGUUGCUAAGGGUAUUUUGAUAGUUUUAGCAACAAGGAAUAUUGGUUUCCGGUUUCUCUUGUGUGGAAUAAACAACAAAGAUGACGACACGACCAGACCUCGGGAUGGAUAUGAUAACAAAAAGACCAAGGACCCCUAGGGAUCCUUACACAACACUUACAGAGACACAAAAGAAGAACAUCCCUAAGGACCCUGGAGCAUUUUUCAUGACAAGCCGACCAGAGAGGGCAUACCCAGACAAGGGCUGGUACCGAGACCGAUAUGCAACAAAUACAAACCAAUACUUGCUCAGGGGCCCGCCCACAACACACCCAUUCUGUUGGAUUGAUUCACAGUGGCAGAGAGACCCACCAGAGCAGUAUAACACAGCUAGAUUAGGGGGAACUGAGAGAUGGGGUCCAGAUAAAGUUGGAUCAAGAACUGUGCAGCACUUUAACAAAUCAGAAGACUCAAAGAGAUUUACAAAACCGGAAGUCUACCGCCGACAUCCGACGAACCUUCCCGGCGAUGUUUGGAUGGAUUAUGGAAGGCCAACAGAAGGAUAUUAUGCCCAAAGAAAUCCAAACUCACAGACAUGGUUCGGAUCAAGUGUUCCUCUAAAUCGAACAACUGUAUUACAAGACAUACGUCCGAAAACACGUGCAGAGUAUGAACAACAGCGCGAGGCACGUGCGGCAGACAUGUUGAAACGUCAGACUCAGUGGCCAGCAUACAGCGAGUACACUGACAGAACGCUCCUCAGAACACGGGUAGAUCCCGUUAUAAACACACACUGGAAAAUGAUCAUGUGCUAACAACAAGGAAGAAGUAUCUUGAAGAGGCUGCUCUCUUUGCCUAAACUUCCGGAACGUUCGCACCAUUAUACCGAUUCAGCAUUACCUGAUGACGUCACACUGAUUGUGUCAUAAAGAUACUCACGGAAAAAUCGUGCAAAUUUUAUGACGAAAACAAGGCAAAUUUUGCUGUGUUUAUUUUCAUACUAUUAACAUGCCUCCGUAAAAUUAAAAUACAGGUUCUUCUAAAAAGACAUACUCGUCUUUCGGAAGACAACGCCUUUUCUUAUUUGAAAUGCGACGUAAUUGCUGUUAAAGGUUAACACUUCCCCAACCAUUUGUAAACGUUGUUAAAGGUGAACACUUCCCCAACCAUUUGUAAACGUUGUUAAAGGUGAACACUUCCCCAACCAUUUGUAAACGUAACCGGUGGUAUUAUUAGUGCUUACUUUUAGUUAAUCAUUAAAAUAUCUCGAGAAUAAAUUAGUGAUUAGUUGAUUAUUGAAUACUCUUUAGAUUACUCUUAAAGUAAAUGUAACUUUAUGAUUUAUUACCUGCUGUAUUACAUAGAAUAACGAAUCAUGCAAAUGCAUGUAGACAGGAAAAUCAUUUGAUUUAUUCAUUCAGUAACAAUGGCAUGCACUGCCUACUUCAUCGACUUUUAACAGGGCGAUUCUCGUAAUUCUGUCAUAUUUACUUUUUUUAUUUCCAUUUGCAUUCUGAACUUGUAAAUUCUGUUUAUUUUUUUUUAAGAAGCAGUCGUCUUUUAGCGUAAAUUGUAAGAAUCAGUAUUGUAUAAAUUCAAAUCAAAAUUUGUAAAUGUAUUACGUUUGUUGUGAAGUAUUUCAAAAUGACCAAUGUAAACAUAUUUCAAAUGUUACGAAUAAAUUCAUUUUUUUUGUA
Molecule: messenger RNA, 1708 nt
Organism: Mercenaria mercenaria
Lineage: Eukaryota; Metazoa; Mollusca; Bivalvia; Venerida; Veneridae
Exons: 7
Coding region: 113-826 (237 amino acids)
Source: RefSeq, a predicted model, not a curated record